AUGGUAAAAAUUAGAUAAUUAAUAUUAAAAACUAUUUUUCUGCUGAAAAUUUUCUCUAUUCUCCUGCGAGAUGGGUAAAUUAUUUUUCCAUGUUAGAAUUCUUAGGAUUAAGCCAAGGGGAAGCCUUGUCAAUAGAUCCAAUGAAAUGCGCAUUACAACAGAGGUGAAUUUCUAAUAGAGCUCUAGUAUUAACUUUUAUAAAAUUAGGUUCUCUAAAUUGAUUUUGGCAAGAGAGGAUAGAAGAUCAUUAUAGAAUAGAUAGGCAUGAAACACUAAAGGUUAAUGUUAUUUAUUUGAAAAUAGGUUUUAUUUUGGUUUAAUAGAAAUAAAGACAAUAAUCAGGAUGAAACAGCUGUGUUAGUCAUUUUUCUUAUAUUAUUAUUUAUUUAGUGUAUGAAAGACCAAUUUUGAAUUAGUUUUAAAGGUUCUCUAUCAAAAUCAAUAUUGUUCAGAUUACAAAAAUAAAUUAUAGGAUUGUUAAAAUGUCC
Paramecium primaurelia is the source of this 488-nucleotide messenger RNA. The record is from the annotation of a GenBank genome assembly. NCBI's taxonomy places the organism in Eukaryota, Ciliophora, Oligohymenophorea, Peniculida, Parameciidae.